UACGACAUUAGGUAUGUCCCUUUCUCUGAGGAGCGGAGAACAUGUCGACCUUCCAUCACAGCAAAGAAGACUUAGACACCUAAGAAGCAUUUCCGCCCGCAAUUUGACUUUAUCCAAUAACGAAGACGUUCUGUUGGACACAUACUUUACUCUACAUGUUCCUGGACGCAGUCAAGAGUUCUAUAGAAGUGAGGUGAUACGUCAGGCAUUGAACCCAGAUUGGGCUGCUCUUGAUCCUCAUUCCAUGACAAAUAAGACCAACACUGCGAUUCCAGCAUUUCAGAUAAAGAUUUGGGCGAUAAUUAGAGAUGACAUUCUACUCACCGUUGAUUGGCUGGUGGAUUUGGGUGCUCUUGUUUACAUGGGAGAUCGGGUUCGUUAUGAUAGUACAACAUGUGGUCCUAAUUCACUGAUAUUUGGCAUGUUUAAUGGCUACUAUGGUGCUCCACCAGAACAUUACUCGCGACUAUCUCGUGAGGCUCUCGAAGCUUCUCUCAGUCUCAAGACCCUUUCUGUCACUAGAUCUUCAACCAAACUCAGUUACACCAAAUGGAACCUCCUAAGCCUUGUAGAGAAAUGUCAACAACUCAGUUGCCUUCGUGGUGACAUAUCGUCUUUGAAAGAGAAAAUUCGACGUCAGACAGAAACAGGAGUUGCCGAUGGCAACAGUCAACGACAACACGAGCUAGCGAGGGUGAGAAUUCGAUUACUAAAAGACGACCACGAUAGACAAGCAAUACAAGAAAGAAGUGAGAGCAUGGCAUUGGAAAGGCUGAAAGGCGCGGUAGCGGAGAAAGCUUCCAGUCUGAAGCAGUCGCGAGUUGAACUCAGCAAGCACGAGACCAAUCUAACACAGAUGACGCAGAUGGUGGCAAUGAAACGUUAUGAGUUGUGUGGAACUAAUGCUCGUAUGAGCUUUCGACGAUGCAGCCUGCUUUGCCAGUUGAUACAGAUAUUUCCGAUACAGAAGGUUGACGAUCAUUGUGUGAUCGUGGGUAUUAAAUUGCCGAAUGCUGGGUCAUAUUCAGGCAGUGAUGAGGAUGCUGUUAGUGCAGCUCUGGGUUACGUCUCUCAGUUGGUUUGCAUAGUUUCUUGCAUUCUCUGUGUGAGACUUUUGCAUCGAAUGACUCCUGGAAGUUCCUUCUCGUUUAUCAGAGACGACAUUAGAAAUGACCUGGAAGGCGAGGAGAGAGAGUUCCAAUUGUUUGCUCGAACAAAAAGUAGAGAACGGUUUGGAUAUGGUGUUUUUCUAGUGAACGACAACAUACGUCAACUUCGACAGAACUGUGGACUGCCUACUAAUGACAUGAGAAUUACACUGCACAAUAUUUUAGAAUUGCUCCAGCUGUUUAGUCAUCACAAUCACCAUCCUGUCCAGUCCCUCGAACGAGACAUUCCCUACUUCACACAACCUCUAGUCCCACCAUCUCUCGCAGACUUUUCAGACCCACCACCACCAUACGAAGCCAUAGCCUCUCAACAAACCCACGAACAUUCCCCAUCAGCAGCAGCAGCAGCAGCAGCAGUAGCAGCAGCAGCAGCGAGGAAUCCUACACAUUGUGAUACGUCCGACAAUAGAGACAACAUACAAAGAGCACGUAAUGCAAUAGUAAGAAAGUCGAGUGUAAGCGGUCACUCAUCAAGCAAUCAAUCAGGCCAAAACGAAGACAACAGAGCGAGGACGGACGAUGAAGAGAAACAAAGAGCAGGAGAGGAACACGUUAGAGUCAACACAAGAGACAUCGCACCAUCACACGAUCCGUUGACUACAGAAAAAUCGGUAGAGACGCAGACUCCUACGACUGCCAACGAUCUUCCCAACUCUGAUUGGACUCUUGAUGACGUAGUUGCAGCAAACAGGGACGAAGGGAAAGAGGAAGUAAGUGGACACAGUCCGAGCUUGAUGAGAGGCAAAACUCGUCUUGCAGGCAUCGGCUUCGGUGCGGCAGCUGCAGCUCGUGGGUUAAGACCAAACAGCAGGCCAAGACAGCAGAGGAAACCGGGCAGGUUUUCUGUCAAUGAUCAAGUAGAGAGGCAAGUCGUCAGCUCGAUAGCAGAGAGGGAGGAUGGUAGAGAGCGAGAAAAGCUUGCGGGUUCGUCAAACAGUGAUGAUGGAACAAGGUGUCUUCACAAGGGACGAGGUGAUGGUGAUGCAUCAGACAGCAAUAGGACAGUUGUGACGACGAGUUAGUUUCUCAAUCUAAUUUGUCGUCAAAUCUUGUAAUUAUUAAUAUCAACUAGUAAUAAUUGAAGGAUAUUAUGUAUGAGACUUCAUUUGUAUGAUGUUGUAUGAUGUAUGUUAGUAUUUGUAUUACACAAGAAAUAAAGGAAAUCACG
This is a messenger RNA of Corticium candelabrum, 2337 nucleotides long. RefSeq names its product UV radiation resistance-associated protein-like. The record is from RefSeq and is a predicted model, not a curated record. The transcript is spliced from 16 exons. The coding region runs from base 14 to 2191 and encodes 725 amino acids. Gene Ontology annotation, molecular function: SNARE binding. Gene Ontology annotation, cellular component: lytic vacuole; endosome. Gene Ontology annotation, biological process: SNARE complex assembly. NCBI's taxonomy places the organism in Eukaryota, Metazoa, Porifera, Homoscleromorpha, Homosclerophorida, Plakinidae.